AUGCGUUCCGAACUCGCUUCCGCCCUCGGUCUCUUGGCCGGCCUGCUUACGGCUGCCGAACCGGCAUCGGCUCGGCCGGACAUCUACGCUCGCUCACAACAGAUCCGACGUCAAAAUUCAGAGUGCGCUGAGGACCUGGCCGACGUCCUGGAUAAUGCGCCAACAACGUCAAUGUCAUGGGGAGCUACGGCUUGCGAUUAUACGUCUACACUCUCUGGCUUAGAACUCUCCGUCACCUAUGCCUCAUUCAGGAGUCGAAUGUCUUCUUGGUACAGCGACGAUCUCGACGACAUCACCAAGCUUGAAGCCAGCUGUACGCAGUACAGCUCUAUCUUUAAUCAGAUCCGGAACUGUUACGUGACCGGAGCCAUCCCGGCCGCCGCCACAUCUACAUCAACAACACCAUCUUCAACCGUGGUUACUACCACGAGCACUGGGUCUGGAGGCAUCACUACGGCGACUGUGACAACUACAUCGACACCUGACAGUGGAAGCGGCAUGGACGAUGGCGCGAAAGCUGGACUUGCGAUUGGUAUCAUUCUUGCCGUCCUUCUUCUGAUGUUCACCGGGUACAAGUUCUUCAUGAAAUAUCGUCAAAAGAAGUUAGCCGAUGCCGCAGCAAUAUCAUCGAAUGCAAACAUUGGACCGGAGAUGGGAUCCGCAGCUGCGGGAGGAGCGUUAGGUGCCGCUGCUCUGGGCAGUACCAAGUCACGACCAGAGCAAAGCGAGGUGUAUGCAUACAAAUCGGAACUGAGCGGAGAGUCGAGGCCAAUGUCCGAACUCGAUCCGCGACCGAUAUCCGAGCUCGACCCAGCAGCAGUCGUUGCGGCCAGUGGGGUCACCGGCGUCCAUCGACAUGUCGCGGAGCUGGACCCUGAUCCCCCGACCCAGCUGAGUGAGCUGCCAGCUGACAACUACGACCCAACCGCCACGACGAAUUCGCCUCCCCCGGCAUACGUCUCUCCGGUUACUGAUACGGGUACUCGAAAUACGCUCUACUCGGUGGUCUCACCAGUGUCAUCAGACUUGAGUACGAUGCGAUCGUCAGGAUUAGGCAUAUCUACAAUUUCAGAAGCAGAUGUCUCGCAGGGCGCCGAUAGUAGUGUUACAGGAGUGGAAAAAAUGCCAACAACGCAGAACGAGACAGUGCAACAGGGAUGGGGCAGAGGAUGGAUGCAAAGGGAAUGA
Molecule: messenger RNA, 1188 nt
Organism: Colletotrichum lupini
Lineage: Eukaryota; Fungi; Ascomycota; Sordariomycetes; Glomerellales; Glomerellaceae
Exons: 1
Coding region: 1-1188 (395 amino acids)
Source: RefSeq, a predicted model, not a curated record